CCACGAUCCUUGGAAGCCAAGUGACAAUCUGAUCAAAACUGCCCGGUUACUGGCUGGUUGGUUGGUUUGGUAUUACCAGUGACUCGCAUGAGCCCGUCCCGCUAGCUGAAGAUUACCCAACCCCGAUGACGUACUCUUGUCAGGUCGCCUGAGGCCUCUCACACUGGUCCAUCGCGCCACAAGUUUACUUUGUUAACUGUAACCUCUCUACCUUGAUGACCCUGAUUCAGUGCAUAAAAGGCAGUCUUCGACCUUCCCCACGCACGGUCGUAACAAAGCACUUGCAACUCCAUCAUCUGAACCAACUUCAACAUCUCACAUUUACCAAGAUCACUUCAUCCACCGCAAAAAUGCCCACUUACAUUAGCAUAAUUAAGGUCACUUGCAAGGAGGACGCCACUCCCGAACAGGUUGCCCAGGCUAAGAAGCACGCCGAGGAGCAGGGAGGAAAGAUUGGACACAGCCUCGACAUCAUCAAGGGCUUUUCUGUUGAGUUCCCCGAGGACUCUGUUUCCACCCUCGAGAGCCACGAGCAUGUGAAGGCAGUGGAGAAGGACCAGGAGGUCAAGACCUGCUAGAGAACUGGUCAAAAUCAGUUAAUUAGAUAUGUGCAAUGAAAGCUUAUGGUUUUAUGUAGUUGAAUCAGCGUACUACUCAUUUUGAAAUCCUGAGAUCCUAUCUACAACAUAUCUUGAUGUUUU
This is a messenger RNA of Pyricularia grisea, 701 nucleotides long. RefSeq lists its product as uncharacterized. Gene Ontology annotation, biological process: vacuole fusion, non-autophagic. Gene Ontology annotation, molecular function: endopeptidase inhibitor activity. NCBI's taxonomy places the organism in Eukaryota, Fungi, Ascomycota, Sordariomycetes, Magnaporthales, Pyriculariaceae. The record is from RefSeq and is a predicted model, not a curated record. The coding region runs from base 216 to 578 and encodes 120 amino acids. The transcript has 4 exons.